Molecule: messenger RNA, 2454 nt
Organism: Moneuplotes crassus
Lineage: Eukaryota; Ciliophora; Spirotrichea; Euplotida; Euplotidae
Source: the annotation of a GenBank genome assembly
AUGAACACAUUGAAAAUAGGUUCCUACAACGUGGUAGUAGGAAGCAAGAUCAGCGAAGGAGGAUUUGCCAAUGUUUACAGAGCAAAAUGAGUAAGCACAGGCGAAGCAUUCGCUCUCAAGAAGAUCUUCCUUCGUGACAAGGAAGUCGAAAUUCAAAUGAAGAAAGAAGUCAGCAUAUGGAGGAAAGUAACUGGGCAUCCCAAUAUUGUCAAGUUUUAUGACGCUACAAUGAUUGAUAGAGGCACUGAUAAGUACCUGUUGAUCCUUUCUGAGCUCUGCCCAGAUGGCCACCUUCUUGACCUCCUGGAAAGAUACGAGGGAAAGUUGAGUGAAGAAAAAAUUAUCCAGGUAAUGAAGCAGGUCAUUCAUGGAAUUUUACACAUGCAUGAGCAGAGUGCUCCGAUUGCACACAGAGAUAUCAAGGUUGAAAAUAUUUUAAUGAAGAGUACUAAGAUAAAAUUAUGUGAUUUCGGAUCAGCCAGCGCUGAAUAUCUAGAUCCUAAGUAUUGAAAUCAAGACGAACUGGAUGAUGCUUUUGAAACUUAUGAGAAAUAUACCACCUUUAUGUACCGACCUCCAGAGAUGUUGGACAAGUUCUCAAAUUGGGAGAUUGGAACAAAAGUAGAUUGAUGGAUGCUUGGAUGCGUUUUGUAUGCUCUAUGAUAUUUUACCCACCCAUUUCAGGACGCUCAAAAGCUAGCAAUUAUAAAUGCCCACUAUUUCUUCCCUCAUGACAGAGAGAGUUCAAGAAGGAUUAGUGAGAAAAUGAGAGAUCUUAUCUGGAAUAUCUUGACUCCAAAUCCGCAUAAAAGGCCCUCGAUGGGAGAGAUCCAAGAAAUCUUGGAAGAUUGGGAUAGAAUAGAUCAAAUAACUCUUAACAGCGAUGCUAGGAAAAUAAAAGCAGAAUAUCUUCGGAAAAUGAAAGGUGUUACUAAGACAGGAAAAUCUGCUGUUCCUCGUAUUGGAGAUUUGUCAAAUGACGACAUCGUCAAACUCCAAGCGAAAAUCAGAAAGGAAAAAGAUCAAAAGAAAAGCAAGGUGCUUGUACCUUUCCAUCAAGAUUACUCUUCUAAGAUGAAGAAAGAGUUGUAUAAUAAACCAAGCAAAAAUCCAGCUGCAUCUGUAAAACAGACUCAGAAGAAUAAGAAGGCAACGAAUGAAAAUAAGCCAAAGCAGUCUACUUUUUGGGAUGGUUUUGAAUCCCAUAAAGAAUCACAACCUGACAAAAAGAUAGACAGGCAGCCUCCUGCAAAGCAGUCUCCAAAGGAUGACUUUGCAUGGGACUUUGAUCAGCCAAAUAAAUCUUCAAAGAAAUCAGGAGAUUUCUUUGAAGAUUUCGAAGAGCCUAAGCAACACAGCAAGAAUGACUUUGAUUUUGACUUUGGAAGCUCUCCAAAGAAGAAGGAAAGUCAAGAUGACUGGUUUGAAGAUUUUUCUCCAGAGAAAGAAACUCAAAAGCUUGAUUCUUUCUUUGAUUUUGACGAAUCAGACCAAACCAAUGAGCCUUCUGCUUGACAGGAGGAGCAGAAGGCUCCUCCUGUCAAGCAGAAGAAGCAGGAUGCUUUUGAUUUGCUAGACAUGGGUCAAAAGAAACAAGAAGUUCCUGACUUAUUUGAUGAAGAUAAUUCUAACAAAGAUGUUAAGGCGGAAGAUACCACAGAUUUAUUUGAUAAUUCUCAACCAGCUAAGAAAGCAGAUGAUUUUGAUAUUUUUGGAGAUGAAGCUUCAAAAGACAAAAAGACGAAAGAGCCAGAUAUCGAUAUUUUUAAUGAUGAGUUUGGAGAAAAGAAAGAUAAUCAACCUCUUCAGUCAGAUUUUGACCUUUUUGGGGACCAUGAUGGGAGAGAUGAAAAUAAACCAGAAAAAGAUGACAUGGACUUCUUUGAGAAUUUUGGAGCCAAAGAGAUCAGUAAUGAUGAUUUUUUAAUUGGAGAAAAACCAGCAGAAAGCGCAGAAGAAAAGCUCCUAUUUGGAGAAGAAGAAAAGGAAGAGUUUGAUGAAGGUUAUUACACUUCACUUUUUACAGAAUCCGCUCCUCAAAAACCAAGAGUUGAAGCCCCUGGAAUUAACCUUUCAUCAUUAUACAAAGCAACAAGCUCUCCGUCAGAACCCUCAGGGCCACCUCCAGCUCCAAAACCUGUUGAAAAAUUCAUCCCAGAGGUUGCAAAGCAAGGAAGAUCUUUCUGGGACUCUACUCCACCUCAAAACCCUCAAUACUACCCAAAUACGACACAAACUUCUUCCAGCUCUUCUCAGUACAAGCCUCAGCCUCCAAUUGAGAACCUUUAUGCUCCUUCAGCAACAUCAAUCUUCACAAAUUCUAAUCCAAAGCCACCACAGACAUCGGGUAGGCAACAGAGUUACUUUGAAUCACGCCAACAAGCUGAGAAGGAAGAGCCCACUUCCUUCUUCUCAAAGCUUAAAAUAAGUAAUUUGCUCUCAAAAUUUGCUUAA